This is a messenger RNA of Xenia sp. Carnegie-2017, 1056 nucleotides long. RefSeq lists its product as uncharacterized. The transcript has 3 exons. Gene Ontology annotation, molecular function: protein dimerization activity. The coding region runs from base 331 to 873 and encodes 180 amino acids. The record is from RefSeq and is a predicted model, not a curated record. Lineage: Eukaryota; Metazoa; Cnidaria; Anthozoa; Malacalcyonacea; Xeniidae.
AGAGAAAAUGAAAGUUAUCAUAAAAUGCAGAAACAACUAAGGCGACUGAGAGUAUUAACCAUUUACAAACAUUCCUUACAACCCUAGUAUUAUAACAAAAUCUUAUUCACCGUUCCAGCCAUUUGACUUUUACACACGUGCACUGAACUAGAGAGUCAAACAAAGGCCAUGUGCCCAGAACAAUAACAACAGACAAUGACAAUUGUUGUUAUAAUUUAGCAUAGCAAACGUUACUUAAACAGUACGAAGCGGUUAAGAAGACACAGCUUUCAAAAAUCAACACAACAUUGCCUUAUUUGCGUCGUGUUUGAAAACCACUUGCUGUCUAAAAUGGAGAAUAUUUUUUGCGUUGAGAAUAAAAAUGUUAAGGCGAAGAAAAGACAACUUGAACAGAAAAGAAGACAAAAAAUAAACGAAAGACUAGAAAAGCUGAAAGUUAUUGCAAUGAAACAACUAGGAAAUGACGUUGGUUUCUAUCCACCAAUGGAAAAAGCAGAAAUUUUAGAGCUGGCAAUAAGAUGUUUGGAAGGCAAGCGAGAGCAAGCCGAAAGCGACAUUUGCCUUCCUAAAACAAGCACAGCUAAAAGAAUCAAACGAAAUCCUCUUUCAAAGCUAGAAAACGCUUCUUUAAACACAAUACGGUCAUCAAAUAACAAUAAGGCAGAAACUGAAUCUACUACACUUCGGAUCAAAACAGAAUCACAAGAAAAUGAACAUUCUCAACGACAUGUGCCAGUGCGAUAUAAUCUGCUGUCUCCCAUGAGAUCUUUAAAUACGACAGAUUAUAAUGACGAUUACAUGAAAAGCAACAACUUAAAUCAACGAUCAGCGGCAAAAACUGGAAAGGAUUUUUGGCGUCCUUGGACGAUAUAAAGCUAUUAUGCGAAACGUAGGAACGUCUGAGACGAUAGCGGCGGGUUUUGAACAAACGAAGAAAAUGCUUUAACUUAUAAAGUCUAUAUCAACAUUAUCAUAUAAUUAUCAUUAUUGUAUUUUAAAAUAUAAGCUAUAAGCUAUUUUUGGAGCUACCAAAUUAAAACGAAAGAAAAAACUUUA